Messenger RNA from Mycena indigotica, 1056 nucleotides. RefSeq lists its product as uncharacterized. The transcript has a single exon. The record is from RefSeq and is a predicted model, not a curated record. The coding region runs from base 58 to 1056 and encodes 332 amino acids. NCBI's taxonomy places the organism in Eukaryota, Fungi, Basidiomycota, Agaricomycetes, Agaricales, Mycenaceae.
UUGCCGACGACCAUAUCAGUCCAGCUGAGGGAGGAGGAGGAGGAUGACAGGCUGCCAAUGCUGGACACCCCGGAGAGCCUCUUCUUAUCCUCUGAACAGUGGAGGGAGGCGGAUUUGGCCGCGUCAUGCCUCAUGACGGUCACGACCGAUACACAAUACAACUUUCCGCAGCUGACAAAGCUGAGACCGGACAUAAGCACGACGGAUGACCGCCACCGCAAAACGUUUUCGAAUGCUCCCUGUCUGCGGGAACUAUCCGUCGGCUUGCUCGUCCUCAUCACCCACCUUGGCAUCCCUCGACAUCAACUCCGCACACUUACUAUCACCCGCCCGUCGACGCUGAUUGAACUCCUCUCCAUACUGCCAGAGAUGAAGUGCCUUGAAGAACUAUCGCUGAACAGAAUUUGGUUGGAGGAUGAGCCCGGAUGGCUAAGCGAUGCCCAUCUAAACCUUCCCUUGAUCUCAACGCUCUCACUGCUCGGCGAAGACAGCACCAUGUUUAUGCGCCACCUUACACUACCCACCCUGACAAAUCUCCAUCUGGCACAGUUCGACGAGGACGAGGCCAGAUUCUACGUUGUGCCCUGUUUACAGCGGUCCAUGACAAUGGUCACCACGCUUUCGAUGGCGCGCACCAACGCCCCAGCCGCCGUCGCUGUCCUAGAAUCCCCAUCGGUCGGUCCGACGCUCAAGACGCUCACGAUCACACGCUUCCACGUGAAGGACUACGAGCAUGCGGUAUUCGUCAGCCAUUGCGCGCAGCCCACUGCUCUACCCGUCCUGGAGUCGUUCACCGUCGUCGUCCCCGCCGCCGAUCCGCUGCCCAUCACCGUCCGUCCGUUUCUAGAUGCGGUGCGGACACGCGCAGCAAAUUUACUAAGGGAGGGGCUGGAGAGGCCGCUGCAGUUUGUCAUGGAGCUGACGCCAUAUGAGAUGCGGGAAGAGGAGAUGCGGGACUUGAUAGACUUGCAGCGACACUCGAAGGUCUGUGUCCGAAUGCCCCAGGGGCGUCCGGCGUGGAUGAAGCGGUGGGAAUAUGAAGAUUUCGAGAAGUAA